GCACAUUAAACACCGAGCUGUGAACUGAACAACUACAAUUGAACACAAAUCCCACACAUGUGCUGCGUUCCGUACACACACAAACGGCAGCUGCUACAGUAACGCAACAGAAUGUUGACCGAACCCCUCGACAUGUGACUAAUGCGUGCAACAGAGAUAAGCAUAACGAAUACGCUCACUCUUUGGCGCGAACGCGCAUAGUUAGAAAGAGAUGCUCAUACUAAAUGAUUAUGGUUACUGCAACGUGUCGCCGUCAGCGUCGCUUGGCGUGAUCGCGUGUUCGCCGCCAUUUUGUAAGUAGUGUAGCGUUUGUGCGAACCUGAGUCAACGCGUGUCCUGUUGCAAGUUUAAAUUAUGGCUACAGCUAUUACAGACGAAUGGACUGAACAAAAAUGUUUACAACUAAUACGAGACUACAGAUCCAAGCCAGUUUUAUGGGACCCAAAAAAUCCGUCGUAUUUUAAUAAGAACAAGAAAACUGCGGCUUGGAUAGAGAUCGGCGAGGCUAUCGGCGUUACACCGGAAAGAUGCAAACACAAAAUGAUAGUUUUAAUGUCGUCGUUUAGGAGAGAAAAGGCCAAAAUUGUGAAUAGCUUGAAAGAAAAAGAUCCUACUGCAGUGCACAAAAGUUCAUGGUUUGCAUUUAAAGAUAUGGCGUUCCUGAUGGACAAAGAAACUGAACGAAAGCGACAAGCGCAAUUGGAAAUGGAAGAAGAGGAUUACGAAGACUGUGUAGAAAAAAUAAACAGAUCGUUGCAAAGUCGCGAUUCACCGGAACCGGCUAAAAGACGUCGAUCGUCGACGUCAAUAAGCCGUGCAGUGAAGCAAGAGUUCAACCAGAUGGUGACACAGUCCAUACGGGAAGACAUCGUCACACCUCUACUCCCACCGCCCACGCAAACACCAGAAGAGAGAGACGAAGAAAUCAAAUCCUUUACCUCGUUCAUAGGUAACAAAAUGAAAAAGUACUCCGAGACUACGAAAAACGCUGUUCAACAAGCUAUAUGUGAUAUUAUAUUUAAGGCUGAUCAGAAUAAUUACGAAACUGGCAGUUUUGACAAGUUUACUAUUAUAGACGAUGAACCAGACCCAUUAGACAAAAGCUUGUAUAAUUCGCGGUACAGCGCAGUGAUUAAAGUACAAAGUGAUUCGGAUGACAGUAGUUAGUUUUAACAUAAUUAUUUUACUGUAUUUUAAGAGUUUGUACAAAUAUACUUGUCAAUUACGUUUUAUAACUAUCGAUAAAUUAAACUCGACUUUCAUACAA
Molecule: messenger RNA, 1267 nt
Organism: Trichoplusia ni (cabbage looper)
Lineage: Eukaryota; Metazoa; Arthropoda; Insecta; Lepidoptera; Noctuidae
Exons: 3
Coding region: 355-1167 (270 amino acids)
Source: RefSeq, a predicted model, not a curated record